Molecule: messenger RNA, 3512 nt
Organism: Megachile rotundata (alfalfa leafcutting bee)
Lineage: Eukaryota; Metazoa; Arthropoda; Insecta; Hymenoptera; Megachilidae
Product: nephrin
Source: RefSeq, a predicted model, not a curated record
GCGUGCUUCGUUCGUCGUGAGGGAGGUAUCGACGCCUCCUUCGAUCGUCUUCAUCGAUGUAUCGCGUUCCAACGAACCCUCUUAGACCCCGUCUAGUACAAUUUCGACCCGUCAUCUUCCUUCCCCCGUAUCUUUUUUUCGCUCGAUUCGACGACUCGAGCGUCGUAUUCGCGUGAACGUGAUCCUCUAACAACGAAUCGGUGACCGUACUUGUUACGUUGGAUACGCGAUGUACGUAUUCGUUGUCCGGUGAAACACCGAUUAGCGAGUAUAUCGCGUCGAAUUAUCGGUCGUCGAUAGUGAGAAAGAUCGAUGGAUGUAGUGCGCGAGACUUCGAUCGGAACUCGAGAAUUAGUGUGGUACAGAGAUGUUUGCACGACGUAAAGGCGAACCAGUUACGAGCAAGUGUGUUCGAUGAGCCAUCGGGAGACACUGUAACACGUGUUCGCAGAGAAAUUUCCUGAGGAUUUGAUUGAUCGGCGACACUGAAUGUUCGACUAAACGAUGUUGUGAAAAUUGUGAAACGAGGUGUGUCGAUCGGAGUGAUCGUCGCGGCUAUUGGAAACAGAAGGAUUACUACUCGCGCAAGAGAGAGUGUAACUCGAAGGAGAGGACGCGUACGUCGUUAGGAUGAUUCGAGGGUGAAACUGUCAAUGAGGAGACGUUCGUCAGUAUGCUGUGGAUAUUGAUCGCGGUGACGUGCAUCGAGCUAUCGACCUUUGCCAACGCACAGUCGACGAGUGAGCAAUUACCGAUGGAGUCGAUACAGGGUGUGGCGGGACAGAGGGCGACUUUGCCCUGUAACAUACAACCCCGAGUACCGAACGACACCAUCUCCAUGGUGCUAUGGUUCAAAGAGGACAGCGGCGAACCUAUUUACAGCUACGACGCGAGGAAUUCACGAUUCAGAAAAGCGAAAUUGUGGAGCGCCUCGGAUUUUUGGGGAGACAGGGCAUCUUUCAAGUCGAGUCCACCUGCUCAACUGACGAUUCGAGAUCUACAGGAGAGCGACGAAGGCGUUUACAGGUGCAGAGUCGACUUUCGAAAUUCGCCAACUAGGAACCUCAAGGUUAACUUCACCGUCAUCGUACCACCGGCCAAGCCGAUAAUCUACGACGCGAAGAGAAGGGACAUGAGCAAACUCCUCGAAGCCUAUCCCGAAGGAGCUGACCUGUUCCUGGUCUGCGAGGUACACGGAGGUAAACCUAGACCUCGAGUCGCGUGGUACCUCGAGUCGCAGGUAAUCGAUACGCCGUCGGAGAUCCGAGAGACCCAAGGGCCAGGAGGCGAAACCAACGUCGUAACCAUAAGCAACGUAACGCUCAAGGAUCUCACGAGAAGUCACUAUCACGCGAAACUAUACUGCAAGGCGAACAACACUCAUUUAGCACCGCCACCCACCACCGCUGUUAUCAUCGAACUUCACAUGAAGCCGUUAAAAGUCGAGAUCACGGGAAAGGACAUGAUUCUAUCAGCAGGGAAGAGAUACGAAACUAGAUGUCAAAGCACGGGGUCAAAGCCACCGGCUAUAUUAACUUGGUGGAAAGCUUCGAAGCAACUGAAGAGGACCAUCAAAAAUUUUCAGGAAGAUGGGACAAGCGUAAGCGUGCUGCAAUGGACUCCGUCGAUCGAAGACGAGGGAAAGUUUCUCGUGUGUCGGGCGACGAAUCCAAAGUUACAAGAGGCUGGCAUCGAGGAACGAUGGAAACUGAAAGUACACUUUGCCCCUGUCGUCACUCUGAAGAUGGGCUCUUCGCUGAAUCCAAAGAACAUCAAGGAAGGUGACGGCGUUUACUUCGAGUGCAACGUUAGGGCAAAUCCUAGAGCUUACAAAUUGACAUGGUUUCACGAGGAAGAAGAGCUCCAUUACAACGUCACCGCCGGCAUAGUACUCUCGGACCACUCUCUGGUGCUUCAAAGUAUAACUCGAGAAUCCGCUGGAAGGUACACCUGCAUGGCCUUCAACGUGGAGGGUCGUGCCAGUUCUAACGUGGUGAAUCUCGAGGUGAUGUUCGCCCCUGUUUGCAAGCACGUCGUAAACUCGCUGCCAUGGAAGUAUCAGAACGCCACGCCGCCGCCGUUGAACGUUCCCGAGGAGAUUCACGGAGCCUUGAAACACGAAACCAUCAGCUUAGUUUGCGAGGUUGAAGCCAGCCCGACCACCGUCACCUUUCACUGGACCUUCAACAGCAGCGGCGACCUCACCGACAUUCCGUCCACCAAGUACACCAACGAGGGUACAUCGAGUAGACUCAACUAUACACCAUCGUCCGACAUGGAUUACGGAACGUUAGGCUGCUGGGCCAACAACGAAGUUGGUCCCUCGAGACAACCGUGCAUUUAUCAAGUGAUCGCAGCAGGUAGACCGUAUCCGUUGCAAAACUGUACGGCGUACAAUCAAACCGGCUCUUGGAUAAGGAUAUCGUGCGUGGAAGGAUAUGACGGUGGUUUGCCGCAGAAGUUCGUCGCUAUCGUGGACAAACAGCGUUUGGAGUCGGCGAAUCCCUAUUGGGAACUGGAACUUCGCAAACCAACCACGGUCGCCCUUUACGCGGUCAAUAUGAAGGGCUCCAGCGAUCCUGUGAUUAUGGAAGGCGAAGCGCUGAAAGGUGUUGCUAAAUUUACCGGGGAAUCGGUAUCGUCGGUGGACAUGUCGCCGAUUCUGAUUGGACUUGGCGGCACCGCAACCGGUUUAGGUUUAAUCGUGACCGGAGUACUAAUGGCACUUUGGCGAAAACACGCGGCCACCCCGACAAAACCGAAGCCACCCCAACAGCCUAGUAUCGCGACUUUCGCUGGCAAGGGCGAAGAAGAAGACGGAAAUCCUGAUCUCAUACCCACCACUGCUUUGACCAAUCAUCUCACAGAGAGGAAGCUUUUGCAUUACGGUUCCCUGCCACGAAGGCCGCGUCAGCUGGAAGGUCGAGAGAUGUCCCACGACGUCAUAGAAGACUCGGAUUAUCCUCGAGCAUCGCCAAACACAUUUUACAGCCUCCAAAGGCCACAUCGGUACUCGGAGACGGUGAUCAGAAGUGCCGUGAUCCAGGAAAGUUGUAUCUAAGAUUUAAUCGAAAGAAGGGAACGAAGAAAAGCCUUGUAACAGGCUGAUCGAGAAGGAAAAAGCCAGGUCCAAAGAGCUUAAUCGAGGAGCGAACGAGCUCCGUGAAUAUAACGCUCUUAUCAGAGAAACAAAACAAGAAAAAAUCAAAAACUAAGAACAAGACUAAAGCCAUGCUUACGCCACCUUGUACACGUUUAAGCGUACGAAGACAUUUAUUAGCGACUCGAUUAACAAUAUGCCUUUGUAAAUAUUGUAUAUAAAUAAAACAACACAUCGAUUUCGUGUUAACGUUCUUUUUGUAUUACGAUACUACCGUACCCUGGCCACGUGUAAACUUUACAGAAAAGAAGAAAUCUCGAGAGAAGAUCGUACUUGUUUGUAUGCACCUGGAAACAAUAAAGUAUGAAUAAUCAUUAUCCUUCCGUAAGUUUUUUUUUCGAACGAAACUCAA